GAAGUUAUCAUAAAAGAAAUGAAGUGAUGCGAAGGUGAAGGGAAAAUAAUGCCCCGCAGUUUGCGACUUGGAGCAGAAACACAGGCACCACUUUCUUGCGAAAAGUUAUUUUGCCCCGCGUUGAGAGGGACCGUGAACCCUCAAAUAAUAAUUUCCAAUCAUGGCUGGCAUUCAUACCAUCCUUUAUAGUGAUGCUACAGGACAAGGAGGAAUGGACAAAAACAUUGGAGAGCAACUCAAUAGAGCAUACGAAGCCUUCCGACAAGCGUGUAUGGACAGAGAUUCAGCAGUAAGAGAACUACAGCAAAAGACCGAGACCUAUGAACAAAGAAUACGUGAGCAACAAGAACAGCUGUCAUCUCAACAAACUCUUAUUAACAACCUAAAAUCACAGCUACUUAAGGAUUCUUGUCGAGAUAACAGUUAUGGCUAUUUGCUUGAAGACAGUGAAAGAAGGAAGAAUAAUUUGACUCUUGAUGAACCACAUGAUAAAGUGAAGCUAGGAACACUGAGAAAUAAGCAGUCAAAGGUGAGAAGACAAGAAGUAUCUUCUGGAAAAGAACCCUCAAAAGACCUCAGCCUCCCUGUACAUCACGAAAGGGAUAAUAUAGAGAAGACUUUCUGGGACCUUAAGGAAGAAUUUCAUAGGAUAUGCUUACUAGCAAAGGCACAGAAAGACCACUUAAGCAAACUUAAUAUACCAGAUAUUGCAACUGACACACAGUGCUCUGUGCCUGUACAGUGUACUGAUAAAACAGAAAAACAAGAAGCGCUGUUUAAGCCCCAGGCUAAAGAUGCUACAAACAGAGGUACGUCAUGUAUCGUGUCUGUUGUUACACCAAGAGGACUGGGCCGAGAUGAGGAAGACACCUCUUUGGAAUCACUUUCUAAGUUCAAUGUCAAGUUUCCACCUAUGGACAAUGACUCUACUUUCUUACAUAGCACUCCAGAGACACCGAACAUCCAUACUCCUGCCACAUCUGAGGCAGUGUGCCAGGGCAAAUUUAAUAUGGAAGUCAGAGACAACCCAGGAAACUUUGGUAAAACAGAAGAAACUUUAUUUGAAAUUCGGGGAAUUGACCCCAUAACUUCAACUAUACAAAACCUUAAAAUAACUGACAAAACAAAACCCUCAAAUCUUAGAGCUCCGUGUUUGCCAGCUGGAGACCAUAAUAUGUUCUAUGUAAAUACAUUCCCACUUCAGGACCCGCCUGACGCACCUCUUCCCUCACUGGAUUCCCCAGGAAAAGCUGUCCGAGGACCACAGCAGCCCAUUUGGAAGCCCUUUCUUAACCAAGACAGUGACUUAGUGGUACUAACUGGUGCAGACUCGGAAUGCCUUAAAGCUCAAGUGUGCGAAUUCUGUCAAAAGCUUUUCCCACCGUCCAUUACAUCCAGGGAGGAUUUCCUCCGGCAUCUUAAUUCACACUUUAAUGGGGAGACUUGAGUCACAUCUGAAAACAGAUAUAUCAUGUUCUCUGGGAUGAUUCUGGAUUUGUAAUGCUAGAGAAUGCUUGCUCGUUUAUAUAAGAAAUUCAGGGUCACAGCUAUUUGAAUUUUUUUCUAAACCUGUUACUUUAGCUUUUGAGAUCAUUUUGUGUAAAAUUAAUUCAUUUUAUUCAUGUUUAUACUAUUGUUACAAUAAUUCAAAAUUAUGCAUGUGACUUAGUUACAUAAUCAUAAUUUAUGUCUCAAAUACCUAUUAUUGUUUGACUCAUGAGAUCUAUUAAAUUUGGUAGUGCCAAAUGUU
This is a messenger RNA of Phodopus roborovskii (desert hamster), 1750 nucleotides long. RefSeq names its product TRAF family member associated NFKB activator (gene Tank). The record is from RefSeq and is a predicted model, not a curated record. Gene Ontology annotation, biological process: canonical NF-kappaB signal transduction. Lineage: Eukaryota; Metazoa; Chordata; Mammalia; Rodentia; Cricetidae. Bases 161 to 1447 code for a protein of 428 amino acids. The transcript is spliced from 8 exons.